GCCGGAGCGGGAGCCGGAGCGGGAGCCGGCGGGCCGGGGGCGCGGGCUGGGGGCGCGGGCCGGGGGCGGCGGGGCUCCAGCAGGGGCCGAUCGCCGCGCCGGGUCCGCUGUGACCGCACCGCCCGGGCGAUGCCCGCGGGGACGCCGCCGGCAGCCGGAGCGAGGUGAGACACGGUGCUGCCAGCCGCUACAAUGACCGAGGGCGUGCAGGCGGUCGACGAGGUCCGCGUGCCCCUGGGCGCGCCAGCCCCGGGCCCGGCGGCAGCGGCGUCCCCGGCGAGCCCUGGGGCCCCGGGGCCAGAGGCGGAGCGGGGGUCGGGGCCCAGUGCGUCGCCCCCCGAGAGUCCGGCGGCCGAGCGCGGCGCGGAGCUGGGCGCCGACGAGGAGCAGCCCGUCCCGUACCCGGCGCUGGCGGCCACCGUCUUCUUCUGUCUCGGGCAGACCACGCGGCCGCGCAGCUGGUGUCUCCGGCUGGUCUGUAACCCGUGGUUCGAGCACGUCAGCAUGCUGGUCAUCAUGCUCAACUGCGUGACCCUGGGCAUGUUCCGGCCCUGCGAGGACGUCGAGUGCCGCUCCGAGCGCUGCGGCAUCCUGGAGGCCUUUGACGACUUCAUCUUCGCCUUCUUCGCGGUGGAGAUGGUCAUCAAGAUGAUCGCCCUGGGGCUGUUUGGGCAGAAGUGCUACCUGGGAGACACGUGGAACAGGCUGGACUUCUUCAUCGUCAUGGCGGGUAUGAUGGAGUACUCCUUGGACGGACACAACGUGAGCCUCUCGGCCAUCCGAACUGUGCGCGUGCUGCGGCCCCUUCGUGCCAUCAACCGUGUGCCCAGCAUGCGGAUCCUGGUCACGCUGCUGCUGGACACACUGCCCAUGCUCGGCAACGUCCUCCUGCUCUGCUUCUUUGUCUUCUUCAUCUUCGGCAUCGUGGGCGUCCAGCUUUGGGCCGGCCUGCUGCGCAACCGCUGCUUCCUGGACAGCACCUUCGCCAGGAACAGCAAUCUCAGCUUCCUGCGGCCGUACUACCAGCCAGAUGAGGGCGAGGAAAACCCGUUCAUCUGCUCCUCUCGUCGGGACAACGGCAUGCAGAAGUGCUCGCACAUCCCCAGCCGCCGCGAGCUGCGCGUGGAGUGCACUCUGGGUUGGGAGGCCUACGGGCAGCCGCAGGCCGAGGGCGCCGGUGGCACGGGUCACCACACCUGCAUCAACUGGAACCAGUACUACAACGUGUGCCGUUCGGGCGACUCCAACCCGCACAACGGGGCCAUCAGCUUCGACAAUAUUGGCUACGCCUGGAUCGCCAUCUUCCAGGUGAUCACGCUGGAGGGCUGGGUGGACAUCAUGUACUACGUCAUGGACGCCCACUCCUUCUACAACUUCAUCUACUUCAUCUUGCUCAUCAUCGUGGGUUCCUUCUUCAUGAUCAACCUGUGCCUGGUGGUCAUCGCCACGCAGUUCUCAGAGACGAAGCAGCGGGAGAACCAGCUGAUGCGGGAGCAGCGGGCUCGCUACCUGUCCAACGACAGCACGCUGGCCAGCUUCUCCGAGCCGGGCAGCUGCUACGAGGAGCUCCUCCGGUACGUGGGCCACGUGUGCCGGAAGCUAAAGCGCCGGGGCCUGCGCCUCUACGCCCGCUGGCAGAGCCGCUGGCGCAAGAAGGCGGACCCCGGCGGCGCCGUGCGCGGCCGGGACUCAGGGCGGCGGCCGCGGCGGGCGGGCGGGCGCACCGCCUCCGUCCACCACCUCGUGUACCACCACCACCACCACCACCACCACCACUACCACUUCAGCCACGGCAGCCCCCGCCGACCAGGCCCCGAGCCGGGGGCUGGUGACGCCAGGCUGGUGCGGGCCGGCGGGCCGGCCUCGCCCGGGCGCGGGCCCCCUGACGCCGAGUCGGUGCACAGCGUGUACCACGCCGACUGCCACGUGGAGGGGCCGCAGGAGAGGGCCCGCGUGGCGCACGCCGCAGCCACCGCUGCCGCCGGGCUCAAGCUGGCCGCGGGGCUGGGAGCCAUGAACUACCCCACCAUCCUGCCCUCGGCCACAGGCACUGGCAAAGGCGGCCUCGGGCCCAAGGGGAAGCGGCCUGGUGGCCCCCCGGGAGCUGGGGGGCACAGCCCCCUGAGGCUGAGCAGCCCGGAUCCCUGCGAGAAGAUCCAGCACCUGGUCGGGGAGCAUGGACUGGGCCAGACCCCCAGCCGCCUGUCGGGCCUGAGUGUGCCGUGCCCGCUGCCCAGCCCCCAGGCAGGCACGCUGACCUGUGAGCUGAGCAGCUGCCCGUACUGCACCAGCGCCCUGGAGGACCCCGAGCUGGAGUUCAGCGACUCGGGCAGUGGAGACUCAGACAGCAACGGGGUCUACGAGUUCACGCAGGACGUGCGGCACGGGGACCACCGCGACCCCAUGCAGUCGCCCCCCGAGGCGGAGGCACCAGGCGCGGGCGGCACACGGCGGAGGGGGCCACGGCGGGCGGCGGCGGGCGAGCAGGGCGGGCUGGGCCGCAUCUGGGCCUCCUUCAGUGGCAAGCUGCGCCGCAUCGUGGACAGCAAGUAUUUCAACCGGGGCAUCAUGGUGGCCAUCCUCACCAACACGCUGAGCAUGGGCGUCGAGUACCACGAGCAGCCUGACGAGCUGACCAACGCCCUGGAGAUCAGCAACAUUGUGUUCACAAGCAUGUUUGCCUUGGAGAUGCUGUUGAAGCUGCUGGCCUGCGGCCCACUGGGCUACAUCCGGAACCCUUACAACAUCUUUGACGGCAUCAUCGUGGUCAUCAGCGUGUGGGAGAUCAUCGGGCAAGCGGACGGCGGGCUGUCGGUGCUGCGCACCUUCCGGCUGCUGCGGGUGCUCAAGCUGGUGCGCUUCAUGCCCGCUCUGCGGCGCCAGCUGGUGGUGCUCAUGAAGACCAUGGACAACGUGGCCACUUUCUGCAUGCUGCUCAUGCUUUUCAUCUUCAUCUUCAGCAUUCUUGGCAUGCAUCUCUUCGGCUGCAAAUUCAGCCUGAAAACAGAUACCGGAGACACAGUCCCCGACCGAAAGAACUUUGAUUCCCUGCUAUGGGCCAUUGUCACGGUGUUCCAGAUCCUCACCCAGGAGGACUGGAACGUCGUCCUGUACAAUGGCAUGGCCUCCACGUCCUCCUGGGCCGCCCUGUACUUCGUGGCCCUCAUGACCUUUGGCAACUAUGUGCUCUUCAACCUGCUGGUGGCCAUCCUGGUGGAGGGUUUCCAGGCCGAGGGCGAUGCCACCAGGUCCGACACAGAUGAAGACAAGACAUCCACCCACUUGGAGGAAGACUUGGACAAGUUCCGAGACCUCAGGGCCACAGAGAUGAAGAUGUACUCGCUGGCGGUGACACCCAACGGGCACCUGGAGGGCCGGGGCAGCCUGCCCCCUCCCCUUAUCAUGCGCACGGCAGCCACGCCCAUGCCCACCCCCAAGAGCUCCCCACACCUGGACGCGGCCCCUGGGCCCCUGGACUCGCGCCGUGGCAGCAGCAGCUCCAUGGACCCUCAGCUAGGGGACCAGAAAUCUCUGUCUAGCCUCCGAAGCUCGCCCUGUGCCCCCUGGGGCCCCAACAGUGCCUGGAGCAGCCGGCGCUCCAGCUGGAACAGCCUGGGCCGCGCACCCAGCCUCAAGCGCAGGAGCCAGUGUGGGGAGCGAGAGUCGCUGCUCUCCGGUGAGGGCAGGGGCAGCGGCAGCACUGACGAGGAAGCUGAGGACGGCCGGCCCGGGGCGGGGGCCUCGCCGGGCACACGGGCCACGCCGCUGCGGCGCGCCGAGUCCCUGGACCACCGCAGCACGCUGGAUCUGCGGCCCCCACGGCCAGCCACCCUGCUGCCCACCAAGACCCACGACUGCAACGGGCAGGUGCUGGCCCUGCCCAGCGAGUUCUUCCUGCGCAUCGACAGCCACAAGGAGGAUCCGGCCGAGUUUGACGACGACGUGGAGGACAGCUGCUGCUUACGGCUGCAGAAGGUGCUGGAGCCGCACAAGCCAGAGUGCUGCCGGAGCCGUGAGCCCUGGGCCCUGUAUCUCUUCUCCCCGCAGAACAGGUUCCGUGUCUCCUGCCAAAAGAUCAUUGCUCACAAGAUGUUCGAUCACGUCGUCCUCGUCUUCAUCUUCCUCAACUGCAUCACCAUUGCCCUGGAGAGGCCCGACAUUGACCCGGGCAGCACCGAGCGCGUUUUCCUCAGCGUCUCCAACUACAUCUUCACAGCGAUCUUCGUGGUGGAGAUGAUGGUGAAGGUGGUGGCCCUGGGCCUCGUCUCGGGUGAGCACGCCUACCUGCAGAGCAGCUGGAACAUACUGGACGGGGUGCUGGUCCUGGUGUCCUUGGUGGACAUCGUCGUGGCCAUGGCCUCGGCUGGCGGCGCCAAGAUCCUGGGCAUCCUGCGUGUGCUGCGCCUGCUGCGGACCCUGCGGCCUCUGAGGGUCAUCAGCCGUGCGCCGGGCCUCAAACUGGUGGUGGAGACUCUGAUAUCGUCCCUCAGGCCCAUCGGGAACAUCGUCCUCAUCUGCUGUGCCUUCUUCAUCAUCUUCGGCAUCCUCGGGGUGCAGCUCUUCAAGGGGAAGUUUUACUACUGCGAGGGCGCCGACACCAGGAACAUUUCCACCAAGGCCGAGUGCAGGGCCGCACACUACCGUUGGGUGCGACGCAAGUACAACUUCGACAACCUGGGCCAGGCGCUGAUGUCGCUGUUCGUGCUCUCGUCCAAGGACGGCUGGGUGAACAUCAUGUACGACGGGCUGGACGCCGUGGGCGUGGACCAGCAGCCCGUGCCCAACCACAACCCAUGGAUGCUGCUCUACUUCAUCUCCUUCCUGCUCAUCGUCAGCUUCUUCGUGCUCAACAUGUUCGUGGGCGUCGUGGUGGAGAACUUCCACAAGUGCCGGCAGCACCAGGAGGCCGAGGAGGCGCGGCGGCGCGAGGAGAAGCGGCAGCGUCGCCUGGAGAGGAAGCGCAGGAGCACUUUCCCCAACCCAGAGGCCCAGCGCCGGCCCUACUAUGCAGACUACUCGCCCACCCGCCGCUCCAUCCACACUCUGUGCACCAGCCACUACCUGGACCUCUUCAUCACCUUCAUCAUCGGCGUCAACGUCAUCACCAUGUCCAUGGAGCACUACAACCAGCCCAAGGCUCUGGACGAGGCCCUCAAGUACUGCAAUUACGUGUUCACCAUCGUCUUUGUCGUGGAGGCCGUGCUGAAGUUGGUGGCCUUUGGGUUUCGGAGGUUCUUCAAGGACAGGUGGAACCAGCUGGACCUGGCCAUCGUCCUGCUGUCCAUCAUGGGCAUCACGCUGGAGGAGAUCGAGAUGAACGCAGCACUGCCCAUCAACCCCACCAUCAUCCGAAUCAUGCGUGUCCUCCGCAUCGCCCGCGUCCUGAAGCUGCUCAAGAUGGCCACGGGCAUGCGGGCCCUGCUGGACACGGUGGUCCAGGCACUGCCCCAGGUAGGGAACCUCGGCCUGCUUUUCAUGCUCCUGUUUUUUAUCUAUGCUGCCCUGGGAGUGGAGCUGUUCGGGAGGCUCGAAUGCAGUGAGGACAACCCCUGCGAGGGCCUGAGCAGACACGCCACCUUCUCUAACUUCGGCAUGGCCUUCCUCACGCUGUUCCGCGUGUCCACCGGGGACAACUGGAAUGGGAUCAUGAAGGACACGCUACGCGAGUGCGCCCGCGAGGACAAGCACUGCCUCACCUACUUGCCGGCCAUCUCGCCCAUCUACUUCGUCACCUUCGUGCUGGUGGCCCAGUUCGUGCUGGUCAACGUGGUGGUGGCCGUGCUCAUGAAGCACCUGGAGGAGAGCAACAAGGAGGCCCGCGAGGACGCCGAGCUGGACGCGGAGCUCGAGAUGGAGAUGGCGCAGGGGUCCCCCGCCCGGCCCAGGCCCGCGGCCCCGCAGAGCCCCGGCGCCUCGCCGGACUCCCCCAAUGUGCUGGUCGUGCGCAAGGUGUCGGUGUCCAGGAUGCUCUCGCUGCCCAACGACAGCUACAUGUUCCGGCCCGUGGUGCCUGCGGCAGCCGCUCACCCCCACCCGCUACAGGAGGUGGAGAUGGAGACCUACGCGGGCGCUUCGGGCCGGGUCACCACCGCCCACUCGCCGCCUGUGGAGUCCUGCGCCUCCCUCCAGGUCCCUUCUGCUGUGUCCUCCCCGGCCAGGGGUGGCGACACCCUCUGUGCCCUGCCCCCUCGGGGUGCAGCCCGCUUGCCUAGUGUCGGCCGGCUGCUCUGCAGACAGGAGGCCGUUCGCACGGAGUCCCUGGAAGGGCAGGUUGAUGGCACCGGGGCCAGCAGCCCAUACUGGGGAGAGUCCGGCGGGAAAACCCCCGUGAGGCAGGCAUCCCUGGGGCCUUCCAUGCGGUCCCCGCCCCGGUCCCCGCGGCCCGCCAGCAUCCGCACCCGCAAGCACACUUCUGGACAGCAUUGCCUCUCCAGCCGGCCGCCGGCCCCAGGCGGGGAGGAGGCCGAGGCCCCAGACCCAGCCGAUGAGGAGGUCAGCCACAUCACCAGCUCUGCCCGCAGUCCUUCGGCCUCGCCCACUGCCCGUGGGAUGGUGGGCGGCGAGCCAGAUCUGCACAGGCUCUACAGCGUGGACGCCCGGGGCUUCCUGGACCAGCCGGGCCGGGUGGACGAGCAGAGGCGACCCUCGGGGGAGCCGGGCGUCGGAGACAGCCGUCCAGAGGCCGGGGAGGCAAAGCCCCGGGCCCUGGAGGCCGAGCUGGCCCUGGGGGCACGCAGGAAGAAGAAGAUGAGCCCCCCCUGCAUCUCCAUAGAGCCCCCCGCGGAGGACGAGGGUGCGGCCAGGGCCCCUGCGGCGGAGGGCAGCAGCACCACCCUGCGGCGGCGAACCCCAUCCUGCGAGGCUGUGCCCCACAGAGACCCCCUGGAGCCCACAGACGGCGCAGGGCUGGACGCUGCUGCCAAGGGGGAGCGGCGGGGCCAGGCCCCCUGCCGCACAGAACACCUGACUGUCCCGAACUUCGCCUUUGAGCCGCUGGACGUGGGGGGCCCCAGUGGGGACCUGUUCACGGAUGGGGGCCAUGGGGCUGCCCCAGAACCCAGACCCUCCUCUUCAGGCACCACAGCCCCUCCUGAACCCCGGGAGACGGAGCCCCCAGUGCCCUCAGGAGACCCCCCAGAGGAGGGGCGGGGGGUGCACCUCACCGUCCCUGAGAGCCCUCCGAAGAGAGUGUCCCCCCCGGCUGUGCCAGUCCCGGGUGACAGCGUGGAUGAGCCCGUGUAGCCCGGGUGCAGUGCCCACAGGCUUUGGCACUGGGGUUGGGGUGCGCCCAGCAGUGUGGCGGCCAGGACAGGGCUGUGUGUGGAUCCUGGCUCGGGCCCCCCGAGGGCAGAGGAGCCAGAAGGAUGUCAGCACAGGGAGAGGGUGGCCCAUGCCGUUCUGGGCAUGUGGAGCAGCGGGAGCCCACAGCCCAAGGCCUCCGUCCUAUCGACUCAGGUUUGGGGCUUCCCAGUGUGCCGAGGUGGUCCCGGGCCGUGUUGGCGGCCUGCUCAGGAGUUCCAGGAACAAGGACCAGAAACUGAACAGGAGGAGGAAGGCAGAGGCCGCCCUACGGAGCCCGCCCAGCAGAGCCCCAUCUUCACGUCCACUUCUUUUUAUAGGGAACACGCCUGGGGCCGCUCGCGCCCUCUGGUGGCAGCUUCCUGCCAAAGGCCGCCGUGGCCACGCUUUUCCGUCACUCACAGUCUCGAGUUCUCAUCCGUGUCUCCACCACUCAUUGCUGUCUCAUCUCCCCUCCACACCCACUCCCCGCUGUUCCAACCCCUCAGGAUUCCAGAGAGCACCUUGACUCUGGUCUCUGGGAAAUGACCGGUCGCCAGGGAGUGGGGACCGUGCAAUAAGACCCCCACUGCCCGUGGGGCCUGGGUCAAGACUUUGAGCUGAUGGCCCCGUCGUUUCACUUUCUUUUAUAAAUUCAGGUUAAACGUUUGCAAUAAUCCGAUGCGGAAAACUCGGCUUCUCAAGUCAAGGGGAGGUGGGGGGGGGGGCUGCAAAGCAGAGCGGAAUAAAUAUUAACUUAUUUAAGAAA
Cervus elaphus (red deer) is the source of this 8047-nucleotide messenger RNA. RefSeq names its product calcium voltage-gated channel subunit alpha1 H (gene CACNA1H). Gene Ontology annotation, cellular component: plasma membrane; voltage-gated calcium channel complex; voltage-gated sodium channel complex. The record is from RefSeq and is a predicted model, not a curated record. The transcript is spliced from 35 exons. The coding region runs from base 193 to 7242 and encodes 2349 amino acids. Gene Ontology annotation, biological process: neuronal action potential; positive regulation of calcium ion-dependent exocytosis; calcium ion import. Lineage: Eukaryota; Metazoa; Chordata; Mammalia; Artiodactyla; Cervidae. Gene Ontology annotation, molecular function: voltage-gated sodium channel activity; low voltage-gated calcium channel activity.